AUGUCCCUGGUUUUCACAGGAAAGUUCAACUACUCGCCCUACGCCUCUAACGAGAACAUCUUUGUUGUUCUCCUUGACGGAUGGGUCGAGCGCGGUGGCGUACUUGUUUUUUCGACUUUCACCAAGGAUGCAUCCGGAGUCGACAAGCGCCCCUUCGACCUUACAACCAAAUACGUUCUCAAAGCGUCUGACUCUGACGUCAAGAAGUUCAUCAUCCGAGACCUCGACAACAAGGCCUACUAUUGGUUUGACGCCUCCCGCGGCACAGACACCAUCACUCUCAACCUGCGCCAUGCCGAUCAGCUCGUUGCUCAGGACAUUAAACUGACCCAGUUGACCAAGUAA
Laccaria bicolor S238N-H82 is the source of this 345-nucleotide messenger RNA. RefSeq lists its product as uncharacterized. The transcript has a single exon. The coding region runs from base 1 to 345 and encodes 114 amino acids. The record is from RefSeq and is a predicted model, not a curated record. Lineage: Eukaryota; Fungi; Basidiomycota; Agaricomycetes; Agaricales; Hydnangiaceae.